This is a messenger RNA of Brassica napus (rape), 1732 nucleotides long. RefSeq names its product protein RGF1 INDUCIBLE TRANSCRIPTION FACTOR 1-like. The transcript has 4 exons. NCBI's taxonomy places the organism in Eukaryota, Viridiplantae, Streptophyta, Magnoliopsida, Brassicales, Brassicaceae. The coding region runs from base 762 to 1493 and encodes 243 amino acids. The record is from RefSeq and is a predicted model, not a curated record.
AAGUAACAAACUAAUCCUCUGAGACACUUUUGUCCCUUCAUGAAAAUAUAUCAUAAUAAAUACACAGAAAGGGAUAUACAUUCAUGACUUAUUUUGAAAUUUUAUUUACUUUAAGUUUCAAAAGAUCAAAAGAUAACCCCCUCGUGAAGAUCUCAGUUCCAAUAAUUUGGUUCCAUGUAAAGGUAAAUCAUAAACUUCGAAUUUCGAAUUCGGUGAUUGUGUGUUUCUGCCCAAUAGAAAAUUUUGUUUAAAAGUUUUAAUUUCUUAAUUUCUUAAGUUACAAAAAAAAAGUUUUAAUUUCUUAAAAAAAAAAGUUUUAAUUUCUUUGUUCAAAAAAAAGUUUUAAUUUCUCUUGUCCAUUUGAUAAAUGACACUUUGUCACACUCACAUCUCUCCUCUUCUCUCUUUUCUCUUCUCUCUCAAUGGAGAAAAAAAAAAGAUUUGAUCUUUGUGGGAACAUUUCGUCUUCUCAAUAAAAGACAUUCUCUCUCUUGCUCUCCCACCCAACAACACUUUCUCUCUCUAUACGUAGCGACAAUAAUUCUGUAACCUCCUUUACAUAACACAAAGCCCAUACAUUCAUAUAUACAUAUAUACACACAUACACGUAUACAAUACAAUCCACACAUUAUAUAAACAUUCACACUCACUCUUCUUCAUACACUCUCCAAACUAAGAAAACACCAGGCCCAAAGCUCACAGUCAAAAUCUCAGUCUCUUCUACUUCUUUUUCCAUCUGGGUCUUGUCAGAUAAAUCUAAAAUGAUGAGAGAAGGUCAUGAGGAGGAAGAUAUGAUGAUGAUGUUGCCGAGGAAACCUGCAUGGCUUGAAGGACUAAUGGCGGAAACUUUCUUCUCGAGCUGUGGGAUCCACGAGAGUCGCCGUAAAAGCGAGAAGAACGUAUUUUGCUUGCUCUGUUGUCUCAGUGUUUGUCCUCACUGCCUCACUUCACAUCGCUCUCAUCCUCUUCUACAGAAUUGGCAGGUGAGACGAUAUGUAUACCACGAUGUCGUUCGGCUGAGUGAUCUUGAGAAGCUCAUUGAUUGUUCAUAUAUUCAGCCAUAUACAAUUAAUGGAGCCAAAGUGAUAUUCAUAAACCAAAGACCACAAUCAAGAGCUAAGGUCUCUUCAAAUGUUUGCUUCACUUGUGAUAGAAUCCUCCAAGAACCAUUCCACUUUUGUUCGCUCUCUUGCAAGGUGGAUUACUUACAAUAUCAAGGAGAUGAUUUAUCAAGCAUUCUCUAUAGAAUCGAUGAAUCGGAUUUCACAUUUUCAAGUUUGAGAAUGGAUGGACACGAUCAGCUCGGAGAGAUAUCAACAAUGGAGGAAGAUACCGACGAUAUUAUGGUGAUGUCAGAUCAGUGGGAGCAGGGUAACAAUAGUAACAAGAAGGAGAAAAGGAAGACGAAAAAAGAGAGUAAUUACUCGCCUGGGAUGGUUCUUUCACUUGGUAGCAGAAGAAAAGGUGCUCCUCAUAGGGCUCCUUUUUCAUAGUUCAAGAACAAUAAAAUCAUAAGCAAAAAUGCUACUAUAUUUUAAAAUAAGCACUAUAUAUGUGUGUGUAUCGUGUUUCUUUUAUUAGGUAUAUCUUGUAAUGGGUACGAUAAAACCAUUAGUACUCUUCAUAAGUUUAUCACCAAAAUGUUUUUGGUUUAUUUUUAAUUUUUUGUAUCAUGGUUUAUUUAUUAAUCUUCGUUUUUUUUGUGCUAACGUGGAAUCACUUUUUACGUUUA